GGAGCGCACACGAGGAGGACGCGCGGCGCCCUGUCGCCUCUCCUGGAGGGCGGCAGCAGCAGCAGCAGCAGCAGCAGCAGCGAUGUCGGAGCCGCCUAUAUAAGAGCUUCCAAGAUGCCACUGAUCGGUCAUUCAUGCACUUGCUGCCAGUGCUUUUCGAGACACCGCCUCCCUCUGCCGGCAACGUGCGCUCCGCUACCACGCCGCUCUCACAUGUAGACCCACGCCUCCAAAAAAAAAAAAAAGAAAGAAAAGAAAAAGAAACAAACAAACAAAAAAACAAACAAACAAAAAAACAAAAACAAAGAAACAAACAAAAAACACAAAAAACAAGAAGCUCUACUCAACAUUUCUGGAGGAUUUCUGUCCAGCCAUGCCAUCCGUCAGCCUGUGAGGACUUCAACGCGAGAAGUUUGUCAAAGAAGAGUCCCAAAGCGCGCAGGAGGAUGCUCCAGAGCGCAGGCAGCGCGGCUGUACGGGAGUUACUCCACAUGGAGUUGUGAGUGUGAGAGAAAAAAAGAAAAGGAAAAGUAAGAGCAGGAUUUUCUCUAAGCUCACCGAGAAAGUAGCCUUCACCCAUGGACAAUGGAUACGUUAAGCCUGCCGGUGAACGCUGUGUCCUACACUGUGGCAGCUGAACUCUCCCCCACCGACGAUCCCUUCACUGCACCCAUCCGAAACAUCGCGCAGUGGCACUUCACGAUCCUGGCUGUGCUCAUGUUCGUAGUCACCUCGCUGUCUCUGAGCGAAAAUUUCCUCGUCAUGUUCGUCACUUUCAAGUUCAAACAACUCAGACAGCCCCUGAACUACAUCAUAGUUAAUCUGGCCAUCGCUGACUUUCUGGUCUCCCUCACCGGUGGAGUAAUAAGUUUCCUGACAAACGCCAGAGGUUAUUUCUUCCUUGGGAAAUGGGCUUGCGUCUUGGAGGGGUUCGCUGUCACUUUUUUCGGGAUCGUGGCCCUGUGGUCCCUUGCCGUUCUGUCCUUCGAACGGUUCUUUGUGAUCUGCCGGCCUCUGGGGAACAUCCGACUGCAAGCGAAGCAUGCCAUCCUGGGUCUGCUGUUCGUCUGGACCUUCUCCUUCAUCUGGACCUUCCCACCAGUGCUAGGCUGGAACAGAUACACUGUAAGCAAGAUUGGGACCACCUGUGAGCCUGACUGGUAUUCAACCAACAUGAUAGAUCACAGCUACAUCAUCACUUUCUUCACCACCUGUUUCAUUCUGCCACUUGGACUUAUAUUUUUCUGCUAUGGAAAGCUACUGCGGAAGCUCAGGAAGGUAUCCCAUGGUCGUCUUGCCACUGCCAAGAAGCCAGAGCGGCAGGUGACCCGCAUGGUGGUGGUGAUGAUUGUUGCGUUCAUGGUCGGCUGGACGCCGUACGCAGCCUUCUCCAUACUGGUCACAGCUCAUCCCACCAUCCAUCUCGACCCCAGGCUGGCUGCCAUCCCCGCCUUCUUUUCCAAGACAGCUGCUGUCUACAACCCAAUCAUCUACGUCUUCAUGAACAAACAGUUCCGGAAGUGCCUAAUCCAGCUUUUCACCGGCGUGGGGUCCAUCCCAGACAGCAACAUGAACCAGACAUCAGAGCGACAUGCAGGAAUCACCGUGGAGAGUCAGACAGGGGAAAUGUCAGCCAUUGCAGCCCGCAUCCCUGUUGGUGGCAACGGGUCGCCCAGGUCUGACGACUCUCCGACCGACUGUGGCUCGUUUGCCCAGCUGCCAAUCCCAGAGAACAAAUGUGUUUCAGAGCCUGUCUGGACAACGGCAGAACUUUAAAUCUUUCGUUCAGUCCUUGCGGAGAUGGAAGAUGCAGUGAGAAGAACAGACGGUCAACUAUUGAAGACUUUUAAGAGUUGAGAACUCGGGCACUUUUUCAUGUUUAGCUUGAAAAAGUCAUUAAGAGACUCAAAACAUCAAAAACUAGUGAAUUUCUUGGGCUCGGGCAUGUUGCAGUACUUUGUUCAAUAUUUGAUUAAAAACAAACAGCAGAGGGGACAUGAAGGACGUGUGCCAACAGAAAUGCUCUGAGUCUUACCUGCCAGAUAUCUGUAAAUAUUUGCUUGCUGGACAUUCUGUCUUUUAAUUGGAGAUUAUCUUGGAUGUUCUCUCGACUAUCAUUGCACACCUGCGAGCACAUUAGAGGGCACUUGAUUCAACUUGAUAGUGUCUGCCUUCAUAUCCCAGUGAAAAGAGAGACUGCUAAAAGCGCAAGCCUUGACAUCAGUUAGUCGAGGGGCUAGCCAGAGUUUCUCAAAUACUACAAUGCAUCCACCCUUUCAUCUUGUCCUCGCCUUCCCCUUUGAAGCCCUGUAGAGAAAGCAUUGUUUUUCUAUGCUGUUUCAGUACUUUGCUUUGGCAGCGCAUCUUCAUUCAUCUCCGCUCGUCAAGAGGACGGAGCAGUCGUCUGAAUUUGGAUACUUUGACUUUAGUUUGUUCCGCAUAGACUGGUUUGGGUCAAAGCUUUCAUCUCUAGUGAGGAUGGUCAAUGGGACUUGGAGAUGCCAGUCUCCUGUUGCAGAGGACAACGUAUUCAUGAAGUGCCAGCAGGGGGUCGACAGAAACAACACUGCACACAACUACAAGCGGCACAUGCAUACACCAUUUCUGCUCAUAUCUGCAUACAUACAUACAUACAGGUUGCAGUUCACUGCCUUUAUUACGAUAAGCUCUUGAUAGGCACUGUGAUGACUGUACAAUGCACCAAUAAAAAUCCUAGCACAAGAAUGGCUUAGCUGGGCAGCCAUGUACAAAAGCAAUGAGCAUUUCCAUUAUAAACACAGAUCAACAGCAAUAUUAAAGCUAAAUGCUGUCACACAGUUGAACACUUCAGCGUUUUAGCUACAGUAGAUGUACCAGUGAGUGUUAAAAUGUCUUCAGCUUGACUUUGUGGUGCAUGUUUGUUCACUAUUGAUGGUUAUUUGUCAAAACACUGUUGUAUUCUCUUUGCUGCACAGUGAUUCACUAUGUUAAAAAGUAACAGUAUGGUGUCUGUUUGCAAUGUA
Acanthopagrus latus (yellowfin seabream) is the source of this 3002-nucleotide messenger RNA. RefSeq names its product vertebrate ancient long opsin a (gene valopa). Gene Ontology annotation, cellular component: membrane; photoreceptor outer segment. NCBI's taxonomy places the organism in Eukaryota, Metazoa, Chordata, Actinopteri, Spariformes, Sparidae. The coding region runs from base 586 to 1776 and encodes 396 amino acids. Gene Ontology annotation, biological process: visual perception; G protein-coupled receptor signaling pathway. The transcript is spliced from 6 exons. The record is from RefSeq and is a predicted model, not a curated record. Gene Ontology annotation, molecular function: G protein-coupled receptor activity.